Messenger RNA from Sporisorium graminicola, 546 nucleotides. RefSeq lists its product as uncharacterized. The coding region runs from base 1 to 546 and encodes 181 amino acids. NCBI's taxonomy places the organism in Eukaryota, Fungi, Basidiomycota, Ustilaginomycetes, Ustilaginales, Ustilaginaceae. The record is from RefSeq and is a predicted model, not a curated record. The transcript is spliced from 4 exons.
AUGCGCACAUGCUCCUUCACCUUUCUUGCCCUCUGUCUUCUCGGUGCUGGAGGUGUUUUGGCGAUCCCUCCACCACCAGAGGUAGUAGCCAGAUUCUCAGAGACUCGAGCUCUGUGGAAUACCGUCUAUGGAAACCACGUCCUGCCAGGCCAGUAUACUUUGGCCCACCUCAAAGGCUUUUCCCAUGGUGACUGGCAAAACUAUCUCAUUCAGAAUGGCAAAGAUAUUGUCGCAGACGUAUGGAAGAACGCUCCCAGAGAGGAGAGGCUACGUAUCUCGAGUAAAGUCCUCAAGAUGGAGAGGUACGUGAGCAUACCCAAUUCCGAACCAACCGUGGAUGUCAACGCGGCUGUCACGAAGAGGAUCUCAGCCAAGUUGAUCGAAGGGUACGCCAAACAUCUCAAGGAUGUUGAGGAAGCCAACGCCCAAGCUGCAGCCUCUUCGUCGGCACCCGGCCUCGAAAAGGUCGUCUAUCGCCACAUGAAGAUGGGGAACGAAAACGUGCUUCUUCCCAAUCCCCACGGCCGCCAGAAUGUUUGGCAGUGA